This is a messenger RNA of Aureobasidium namibiae CBS 147.97, 1008 nucleotides long. RefSeq lists its product as uncharacterized. The transcript has a single exon. The coding region runs from base 1 to 1008 and encodes 335 amino acids. The record is from RefSeq and is a predicted model, not a curated record. Gene Ontology annotation, biological process: response to salt stress; response to hydrogen peroxide; protein folding. NCBI's taxonomy places the organism in Eukaryota, Fungi, Ascomycota, Dothideomycetes, Dothideales, Saccotheciaceae.
AUGUCGAACACAAGGAACAUGAACCAAGCCAACAACUUCUGGGACUUUAUCGCCAGCAUGCAGAACAACCAGGUUGCUUCUCCCUUCGCCGAAGGUAGAGGUCCCGCUGCCGAAUUCAAUCCUUUUGAGGGUCAGGAAUUCUGGGGCCCUUGGGCUCAUCGCGGCCGAAGACAUGGUCCCCCUCAUGGACACCAUGGACCACCUCAUGGUCCAGCCCAUCGCCAUGGUCACAGAGGACCUUCGCCUCCUCCCCCACCUCCCGAGCACGAGGGAGCCGCUCAUCCACCACCACCACCUCACGUCGAUGAGCCUUCAUCUCGCUCGCCCAGCCCCCACACUCCUCCUGAGACUCCUGCGGAACCUCAUCACCAUCCCCACCCUCGCCAUGCAGGGCCCCCUCAUCACGGACCUCACCACGUGCCUCACCAUGGACCUCAUCAUCAUGAAGAGCAUGCUCGCAGAGGCCGUGGCGGACGCGGUCCCCGUGGCGGUCAUCACAGCCACCCUCGUGGCGGCCCGCCCGCAUUCCCCUUCGACCUGAAUGCUCUAGCCGAAGCCUUUGCACCUGCGCUCUUCGGCGGCAACGUCUUCGGUGGCGAAGAGCAGUCCAAAUCCACCAACAAAGAGCAGCACAAAUCCAACGACGGCAGCUUCACCCCCUCCAUCGACCUCUUCAGCACUCCUACCUCAUACAUCAUCCACACCUCCCUGCCCGGCGCCAAAAAGUCCGACCUGGACAUCACCUACAACAGCACCCGCAACAGCAUUACCAUCUCGGGCGUCAUCACCCGCCCUGACGUCUCAGAAACCAUGAUGAACUGCCUCAUCCAGGACGAAAGAAGAGAAGUCGGCAUGUUUGAGCGCGAAGUCAAACUCGAGGACAAUGUCAAGAUCGACGAGGAAAAAAUUGGCGCUAAGCUUGAGGAUGGUGUUUUGAGGGUUGUCGUGCCCAAGAUUACUGAAGAGGAAGAGGGCUGGGAAAGCGUAAGAAAGGUCGAGCUGGAGUAG